AAGAGAUGAGCCUCUACUUUACACACACUCAGAUGGAGAAGACAAAGUCUUUAUAGAUUAUAAACUUAAACCCCUCCAAAUUGACACUUCUAGGUGCUCUAAGACUCCAUUAUUGCUGGGAAGGGUGUUUAAAGGUCGGAAAACCUACUCUCCUUCUCAAGUGGUCACAAGAAGUAAGGCGAGACUUCUUGCUGAAGGUCGAAAAAAGUCUCCUUUGGGAUGAUCCAGUGAGAUGAGUUUUGGCCUCACUCUGUUAUCUAGCGCAGAUCCUGAGUUAAAGGGAGCUAUUUCAUCUGAUAUGAAGAGCCGAUACUCUCCCAUUCUGACUUUGUAUUCUAUAGCUUGGAGCUACAGCCUGGUCCUACUUUACACUCAACUUCUGCAGACUACAGCUUGGUUCCUUGGUGCAAAUUUCAACAAACCUCGAGGAUCUGGAAGAAACCUGAGAGACGAAGAUAUUGGAGGCGCUCGAACUCGGGUCCAAAUAUCAGCGCAGAUGGUCAGGCGUGAUUUCUCAAAUGAAAAUUGGGAAAUAUCUAGAUAUGAUGGGGAUUUCUCUGUCAAAGUCUCUUGGGAUUCAAAUCGGUUUGGACAUUUUGCACGUAUAGAGUCAAAAACAGGGUCUUUGCCUAACCAGAUUAUCAUUCCUGCUGGUUUCUAUUUAGAGGGGCUUAAACUUUUCAGUAAGGGUCUAUCUGAAUUAUUGAGGAACUCAAAGGAAUUAAAUAAUCACCUGCCAAAGCCACUGCCAAUUCAAGAAGGUCUUGGGCUGGUUAAAAUUUGCAAGGAUGAGGGGUGGAGAUGCUAUAAUGGAGUUCCUUCUGCUACUAUAUGUGAUAAAGAACAGAUUAAUACUGAAAGUAGGGUAAUUGUUGACCUCACUAUGGAGGAAGAGAUGGAAAGUUUGCAAAGGCACACUCCAUUGGCAGAGGUUCCUUUAGACCAGGGAUGUCUGGAUAUUUUUCAUCAAGUUAUCAAAGAUAACAUGAACCUCUUUAGGAAAUCAAUUGCUAGCAAACAGUUUUUGGAUGCUCUCAAUAAAGGACAGAUCCUCAACUACUCAGAGGAAGUCGUUAGGGUUACUAGAGAAGCAAUCAAAAGCUUUGAGUAUAUUGAUGCAGCAACAAUGGAAGGUGCAAGGUAUCCGGUGUACCUUGCUUAUGCGAAAGAAGAUAUGAAUGUCGUUCUAGCUCAUUUAUGCGGUGAACAGGAUUGAUUAGGAUUACACUCUGGGCAGGGGUUAUUUCCAGUUUCUUGGUCCUUCUUUUAUGUUGUUUUGGUCCUUCAAAGCGAAUUGAACCAGGGGU
Messenger RNA from Cuscuta campestris, 1307 nucleotides. The record is from the annotation of a GenBank genome assembly. Lineage: Eukaryota; Viridiplantae; Streptophyta; Magnoliopsida; Solanales; Convolvulaceae.